Messenger RNA from Thecamonas trahens ATCC 50062, 315 nucleotides. Its product is annotated as cell division topological specificity factor MinE. Bases 18 to 311 code for a protein of 97 amino acids. The record is from RefSeq and is a predicted model, not a curated record. NCBI's taxonomy places the organism in Eukaryota, Apusomonadida, Apusomonadidae. The transcript is spliced from 3 exons. Gene Ontology annotation, biological process: cell division; regulation of division septum assembly.
CGGAUUGUCGUCUGUCAAUGGCCUUUCGUUCGCUUGUGGGACGGGUCUUCCCCUCCAUGCUUCCUGCCAGCGCGGCUUCUGCCCACGUUGCACGCGACAGACUUCAGAUCAUCCUUGCCAAGUCGCGCAUGGACGCAUCGUCGUCACUGACAGAAGCUGUUGACAUGGCCAAGAUGCAGGAGGAUCUCCUUGCCGUCGUCCGCAAGCAUCUCAAGACCUCUUAUGACGUCGCCACCGACGACAUUGUGUGCAACAUCCGUCGGGAUGGCAGCCUCGAGGUGUUCGAGCUGCAGAUUAACAUGAACGCGUAACCUC